This is a messenger RNA of Drechmeria coniospora, 1140 nucleotides long. RefSeq lists its product as uncharacterized. Bases 1 to 1140 code for a protein of 379 amino acids. NCBI's taxonomy places the organism in Eukaryota, Fungi, Ascomycota, Sordariomycetes, Hypocreales, Ophiocordycipitaceae. The transcript has a single exon. The record is from RefSeq and is a predicted model, not a curated record.
AUGGAGGCAGCUGCCGUCGAUUCAUCCGCCGGAGGAGGCAUUCCCGUCUCCAUGAUGCAGAAUCGUCAUCUCCCCCGUCGAAUCGACCCGACGGGACACCGGCGUCGGUCCUUCAACCACAUGGUGCGCGCCAACGCCAAGCGGCUCGCCCAGGGCAACGACGCCAACGUGUGCGUCUCCCUCGGCUUGCCGUGCACCGCAAGCGACCAGACCUCGAGCAUCCUCGCGGGAUCCGCCUUUCGCUCCCACCUCGAGGCCGACCUGCGGCAGCACUACAACGCGGCCCGGCCCUCGCCCCGGCUGCGCUGCAGGACACGGCCCACGUCCUUCCUGGGUCCUCAGGAGGAGGACGAGGCCCGGGUCCUCGCUCGCAGCGAGCUUCCCCUGCCUAGCGAUCGCUUCCGUCUCGUACGCCGGCCCACGCUCGAGCGGGAGGAGGCUUUCCGCGACGCGAGCACGGCCAAGAGCAAGAUCCGCGUCCGCCGCUCCGCACCCUCCGCCGGCGACGGCGAGACCGAGGACGCGCAGGUGGCCGAGCUGUACCGCAUGGGCCUCCUGUACGACGACGCCGACGGCCCCCGCGCCGCCGACGACGACGCCACCUUCAACCUCAACAGCAUCCGGCACGAGCAGCCCGUCUACUCCAUCCGGCCCGCGAGACGGCCACGCAAGGCGCUCUCGAGCAAGCCGGCCACGGGCACGACGAGCGCCCUCGGCACCUCGGAGCGGCCGCUGCCCCUCGACCUUUCCUUCACCGACCUCGGCGACGACACCGCCAUCGCCCAGUUCCUCUCCCCCGCGCCCUCGCCGCAUCAGCUCGAGGUUCUCGCCGAGGAGACGAUCCAGCAUGGGUCCCUACCGCCGUCCCGCCAGUCCUUUCCGCCCCUGCGCGUCGUGUACGAGCUUGCGAGCGCUCAGCCUUCCUACGACGUCGACACCUCGCAGCCGCCUGACUUGGUCACCGACUCGCUGUCGGAUUACGACUGCUUCUCCGACUGCGAGCUCGACGACGACGACGACGCCGCGGCGCCUUCUCGGCGGGGAGUGCGCGCGGACGAGAGGGAAACCGCACAGCAGCAUCAUCAUCAUCGGCAGAAUUCCAACGACGAGGGCUGGGUCAUGCUGGGCAAUGUCUCGUAG